Molecule: messenger RNA, 435 nt
Organism: Colletotrichum orchidophilum
Lineage: Eukaryota; Fungi; Ascomycota; Sordariomycetes; Glomerellales; Glomerellaceae
Exons: 1
Coding region: 1-435 (144 amino acids)
Source: RefSeq, a predicted model, not a curated record
AUGAUCAACAUGACGCACAUAAGAUUCCUCGUGCAUUUUUCUUUGGCACUUCACGUACCAGAGCUCGAAGAGCAUCUCAUCGAACGAGACACCCAGUCAGUUCUCAAAUCCGGUGCCGACGCCCCUAUCUCAUGCGCGAUAUCCUCGCCCUGUCUGCUCGGCACAUGUCGAGCUUCGAGCCAGAACAUGCGGCGGAAUUUCUCCGCCAUACAUUUCAGCUACAAACGAGAGCUAUUUCAUCAUUUGAAGCCCCAAAAAUCACGAAUCAAGGAGCCCAGCUGCGUCCCCCUGGUCCUGUUCUCCGCCCUCCGCGGCCGUCAGCUCUGCAUCGACGCACUUGCCUUUCGCAGCCCUGACUUUGACGCCUUUAGCGACUGCUACAUCAACUUUGCAAGAAUCCAUAGAGAUCUGAGGGUAGUUUUCAGUCGUGCCUAG